CUCUGCUCACCGUUCCUUGAGAUUUGAUGAUUACCUACCUACCAGACUCAUCACCAGUCAUGAGCGUUCCAAUUACUCGGCUGCCUAAUACACAUUGUCCUCGGAAGAGUCAACAUAACAAGCAGCAGCAGCAGAUCCUCCAACGGCGCAAACGGGCGCAGGUCGCCCGAGCGUGCGGCAAUUGCCGUGUCCGCCGGAUCCGAUGCGACAACCAAACCCCAUGCUCCAACUGUGCCCUAAGUCGGACGGUCUGCAGCAACAGCAGCGCCCCCGUCGCGCUCACCCUGUCACAGGCCAACCAGGAGAUCGCCUUGCUCAAGCAGAAAGUCCAAGAGCUUGAAUCCAAACUCGAAGGCUGCACUUGCCGCAAUGGAGACCACCUUACAUCUGACUUAACCUUGCGCAAGCCGCCUGUCGAGAUCCAGGUUGAACCAAGAAGUGAACCUCAUCAAAAUGCUACCCCGCAUCUCCCCUGGGGAGGGAUCCAUUUCCGACCUGCCCGCUCGUCCAACAGUCUAUGGCUGGGCCCGUCAUCACUGUACUCGUACAUUCAGCGGAUCAGUGGCUUUCUAAGCCUUCAGUUGGACCAGGAGCAGCCCGCGCACCAGCUGCUUCCCAUCUCCGCCAGUGAUAACAAGCUCCUCGACCGACCCACCAUCGACUCAACCAAAAGCCUAAACCCGCCUCUAUCCCCAACAACCUCUGUUUAUCUGACUCCCCUGCAGGAGGACUUUUUCAUCAACCACUUCUGGCAGACCUACCACGUUUCCCUCUUCCCCAUCAUAAACGAGGCGCAAUUCAAGCAACACUACGCCAGCCUAUGGACGGCAGGCGGUAAGGAACGGCGACCGUCGGCACUGGUCGACAUUGUGGUGGCGAUGUGCAUGCAGUACCACAUCUCCACCCUGCCGGCAGAUUCACAGAGCGGGCUGCUGGACGGCCAGGAUGCCCUCGUGGCCGGCCGAUGGCACUAUUGGCGGGGCCAGACACUGCUCGCCUACGAGCUCGAAAGUCCCUCCAUCGCCACGCUGCAAUGCCACCUACUCUGCGCCGUCUACCUUUGCGGGGGUUCCUUCCACAACAUGAUGGACAGCACGGUGAGUCUCGCCGUGCGCACCGCGUACAUCUUGGGUUUACACGUGGACCCGCCGGCGAGUCUGCCGGAGUCCGACCGCGAGCUGCGGCGGCGGCUGUGGUGGGCCGUCUAUGUAAUGGACAGCCGAGCGGGGAUGAAGCUCGGGCGCCCGUUCAUGCUCCCCGACCGCUCCCGCCAGGCCAUGCCGCAGCUCCCAAGCGACACCCUCGCUACCGCGGCCAGUUCCGGCUCGGCCUUUGUGCCCAUCGGCGAGGACACGACCUGGUUGAGCUUCCACCGGUACCAGACGACGCUUUACAUGACCAUCCGCGACGCCUACAACGCGCUGUUCACCGCUGAUCUCCAUCUCGACGAAGGCCAGACCAUCUGGGAUGACCCAGCUGCGCUAGAGACCGGCGCCGAGAUCCUGGCGCAACAUACCACGCGCACCACCCAGUGGGCGGAGAGCGUUCCGCGCGCCCUGCGGCUGCAACGCGAGGGUACGGGAUCGGACCGAGCCUUCGCGACCGGCGACACGCGCCUGGUCUUCGAGCCGUUCACCCCACCGUGGCUGCAGCGGCAGUGCGUGCUACUUGAGCUCACCUACCACCACCAAUGCACCAACCUGUACCGGCCCGCCAUCUCCUUCCAAUGCUCCCCGCCACCGGGCGGUCACGCCGAAACGCUAGCCCGGCGCUGCGCCGCCCACGCCAUCGCCGUCUCCCAGCUCCUCCACCAGGUAAUGGACGAGACCUCUCUGGUCAACGGGUGGCACGACGCGUUCUACAUGCAGUGGAACGCGGGCAUGACCCUGCUGGGGUUCCUGAUGGUCUACCCUCACGGUCCAAUUGCGCCCGAAGCGCGGGCCGCGAUCGGGCAGGCGGUCGCCGUCUUCGAGCGCUUCCGCGCCGGGUUCCCCGUCGCCGGCCACGCGAGCAAGAUUCUGCUGGGCCUGUCGGGCCAGGCGGAUCUUGUUGCUCGAUUGAGUGAGGGAGGCCAGGAACCGGAAGAGGAGCGGGAGCGGGAGCGGGACUCCGGGGACGGUGAUCUGCGCUUGCCCUCCACCUUCGAUGCUUGGGACUUGCCGCAGGACUUAAAUGCAGAUCUGCUGAAUUUGGCUGGGGACGUGGAUUUCUGGAAUCAGGUCGAUCUGCUGUGGCCGCAGGCGCCGGACUUGCUGGACUUGGCUUCGUGUUAGAGGGUAAAGGGCGGAGUUGGCUACCAAAUACUGGUGCGUCGAGCUUACCAUGCUGCACAUCAUAUAUUUGAAUGUUCUUAUUUUGCAGGUUUUCGCACAUCCUGAAGAGACUGUUAGUCCGACA
Aspergillus japonicus CBS 114.51 is the source of this 2397-nucleotide messenger RNA. RefSeq names its product Zn(II)2Cys6 transcription factor. The coding region runs from base 60 to 2273 and encodes 737 amino acids. NCBI's taxonomy places the organism in Eukaryota, Fungi, Ascomycota, Eurotiomycetes, Eurotiales, Aspergillaceae. Gene Ontology annotation, cellular component: nucleus. Gene Ontology annotation, molecular function: zinc ion binding; DNA-binding transcription factor activity, RNA polymerase II-specific; RNA polymerase II cis-regulatory region sequence-specific DNA binding. The transcript has a single exon. Gene Ontology annotation, biological process: DNA-templated transcription; positive regulation of transcription from RNA polymerase II promoter by galactose. The record is from RefSeq and is a predicted model, not a curated record.